Molecule: messenger RNA, 813 nt
Organism: Dictyostelium purpureum
Lineage: Eukaryota; Evosea; Eumycetozoa; Dictyosteliales; Dictyosteliaceae
Exons: 2
Coding region: 1-813 (270 amino acids)
Source: RefSeq, a predicted model, not a curated record
AUGAAAUUUUUUUAUUUAUUUAUAAUUAUAUUUGUAAUUAAUAUUAUAAGUAAAUGCAGUGCAUAUGAUUAUGCAUAUUUUUAUCCACCAAGUAAACAAGAUAAUGAUGCUGUGGGGUACAUUGUUGCAAUAGGUCAACCAUGUCUUUCGUAUGAUGCCCAAGGUUGGGCUGCUAUUGCUAAUAUUGAUAGUGAAAAUGAUAUAUCUCUUAAACUUUAUGAUAAUGUCAAUUGUAAAGGUAACCCAGCUUAUGAAAACACAUUUAAAGGUGGCAACUAUGGCCCAUAUGAAAUCCCAUUUAAUCAUUAUGAUCCAAAUAAAUUACAUUUGGUUUCAAGUGAACCACUUUUUGAAGUAUCCACUAUUAUGGUAAUGCAAUUUUUCCCAACUUCCAAUAGCGAUUGCGAAGGUCCUGCACCAAUCAUGAAAAUGUUCCUUAAUAGUACUGCAUUUAAUAGUACUGAUCCAUACUCACUUGUUUAUUGUGAAAAUGAUGAACCGAUGAAUAAAGUUUGUGUUAAUAAUAAAUGUGAAAUUAUUCCAUACCCAAACAAUUGUACCCAAUACUUUAAUCCAUCAAUUUAUUCAAAUUUUGUUUGUAGACAAGGUUCACCUGUACCUAGCUCAUCAUCGUCAUCCUCUUUUGAUUCAUCAAAUUCUAAUCAAUCAUAUGACAGCUCUGUUUCGGGCUCGGGUUCGUCAUUUAUUAGCGGUUCUGGUGCAUCAAAUAAUAGUGGUUCUGGCACUUCAAAUAACUAUUCAGGUGGUUCUUCAACUGGAACUGGUUCAAAUUAUAAAUUUAAAAAUAUUUGA